This is a messenger RNA of Melampsora larici-populina 98AG31, 981 nucleotides long. RefSeq lists its product as uncharacterized. The coding region runs from base 1 to 981 and encodes 326 amino acids. Gene Ontology annotation, biological process: protein import into mitochondrial intermembrane space. Gene Ontology annotation, cellular component: mitochondrial intermembrane space. The transcript has 4 exons. Lineage: Eukaryota; Fungi; Basidiomycota; Pucciniomycetes; Pucciniales; Melampsoraceae. Gene Ontology annotation, molecular function: protein-disulfide reductase activity. The record is from RefSeq and is a predicted model, not a curated record.
AUGUACACACUAGCAUACACUCGCUGUGACAUCUGCGUGAUACACUACGCCCACUCCCAGAAGCUCAGGCUGUACGCGCGGCAAAGUUUCGGCAACCACCGAUUUGGAAAAAAAUUAAAACCAACUGAGCACCUUGCAAGAGUCUUCAACUUAGAUAUCCAUACCAACGACUACAUUCUCAACUUCAACUUUCAAGCAGAAAUGGCCAACCUUUUCCAAAAAAGAGUCUCAUUGAUCCUCACUCCCUCUCGAUCAUCAAAAGUCUCAAAGAACAUUCAGAUACGGUCUUUGCCAUGCCCUCCAAGGUCAUCGUUUGCUUCCUCCUCACAAGUGGUACCUAAGUCGAAUGCAUCGGGUGGGCUGAAAGCUAUUGGACUUCUUGGACUUCUUGGACUGGUCGGAGUAGCUUUUGGCGUACCUGGUGAAUUAUCAAGACGAGAAAAAAGAAAAGUUACAAAUGAGGAGAAUCAGGUUGAGAGUAAGGAGGUCUUGGUAUCACAGACUGAAGAAAACACCUCAACUGAGGAAUCAGCCGAAUCUCCUUCAAGUCAACAAAGUGCUUUCAAUCCUGAAACGGGUGAGAUCAACUGGGAUUGCCCUUGUCUAGGUGGAAUGGCUCAUGGAGUCUGUGGAGAACAAUUCAAGUCUGCUUUUAGUUGUUUCGUGUACAGUGAGGCAGAACCGAAAGGUGUUGAAUGCAUAGAUAAAUUCAAAUUGAUGCAAGAAUGUUUCAAGGAGCAUCCUGAUGUAUACGGUGAAGACUUGAUUGGCCAGGAAGAAGAUCAACAGCAGAAUGAAGAUCAGGAGCCGGUUGAAGAGGACGAUUUUACCAGACCUCUUACUCCACCUACUAGUGAUGAUUCCAAAAAUUCAACAACCUCUGUUACCUCCUCGUCCGAGCCGGGCAGUGAUACCUCUGAUACCCCAUCACCUGCAACAGUCGAUCAAAGUCUCGAAGCCAAUGAAUCGAUUAAGACAUGA